AUGUCAGGUGACGAAUUCCGCCUUCAUCGCAAGAACCUUAUCGAAGUGUUCAAGCAAAACUCAAUAGAUCAUGGCAUUAUUGUAUUCAAAGGUGCCGAAUUGCGCUUAGAACCAUUUGCAGGCAGUGAUUAUCAUUUUUAUCAAGAAGGCAUGUUCUAUUGGAUGUCAGGAUGGGAGAAACCCGAUGCUGCCAUCUCAAUUGACAUUGCUACCGGACAAUCAACACUUUAUAUUGAGAAAUAUGGUGACAGAUACGAAAUCUGGACAGGACCAAUCCCAACACCAGAAUCCAUCAAGGAAGUUACAGGUGUAGACAAUGUCAAGUUCAUUGACGACCUCAAACAUGACAUUCAAGGCAAAGAUGUCUAUGGAGCCUUAGAUCAGAUCAAAAUGCACGAUCAGACAGCAUUACCAUCAGCUGCUGGCAUCGCAAGAAGGGCCAAGACACCAUACGAGAUCGAACAGAUCAAGAAAGCCGCAGAAUUAACUUCAGAAGCCAUAAUCCACGUAAUGAAGAAUAUCAAGCCAGGAUGGAGCGAGCAACAAGUAGAUGCCGAAUUUACUUACUACGGCUUCAAGAACGGCGCCAGAGAGAAAAGUUUUCUUACAAUCGCCGCAUCCGGCCAAGAUGCUGUUUAUCUCCACAACAGCGCUAACGAAGGUGUCUGCAAGGACGGCGACCUUCUUCUUCUCGACUGCGGAUUCUUCUGGAACCACUAUGCCGGUGAUAUUACAAGAACAUUCCCAGUUAAUGGCAAAUUCUCAGUAAUUCAGCGCAAUGUAUACUCAAUAUUACUCGAGAAGCAGAUCGAGCUCUGCAAUAUGAUCAAGCCAGGCCUUACUUUCGCUGAAAUGAACAAAACAAUGUUCAAAUACAUGUAUCAGUGCUUGGAAGCCAUCGGAUUGAUCAAGAAAGAGAUGACAGUUGACGAGAAGAACCAGAACGAGAUCGCAAGAGUCUUCACUCCCCACAGUUUGACUCAUCACGUCGGAUGCAACGUUCACGACGUAAACUACGAAAAAUCUGACUUGAUAAAGGACACAAACGAUGAAGCCAGGACUUGCAGACCAGGAAACAUCGUAACAAUCGAGCCAGGACUCUACUUCCACAAGACAAGGAUACAGAAGAUCAUGGCUGAGAAAUCUGCACCGUACUACGAAUUCGUCGACUGGGACUGGGCUUUGAAACUCGCUGACGAAGUCGGAGGAAUCAGAAUCGAAGACGAUAUGUUGGUAACUGAGACAGGAAACCAGAGACUCAGCCCUUGCCCGAAGUCUUGCGACGAAAUCGAACAGAUAAUGGCUUCAAGAGUACUUUGA
Molecule: messenger RNA, 1320 nt
Organism: Trichomonas vaginalis G3
Lineage: Eukaryota; Parabasalia; Trichomonadida; Trichomonadidae
Product: clan MG aminopeptidase P-like metallopeptidase
Exons: 1
Coding region: 1-1320 (439 amino acids)
Molecular function (GO): metalloaminopeptidase activity; manganese ion binding
Source: RefSeq, a predicted model, not a curated record